AUGCUUCGCUACGCUGUUCGUCGACGUGAUGCCAUGACGCCUGUCUACCCUCCGCAAUCGUCUCGAUGCCGACAACCACGGCCACGACGGCCACGACGGCCACGGGGCCUUCUGCCGCUAUUUCCAGGGGACCCGUCUGAUCCGGCCUUGCGAAGUCCCACGCCACCACUGUCACCGACCGACCCUCAGGGCUCCGUCAUCAAGUGGGCAGCCAAAGCUCAAAGCUUCAGCUCCUUGGACCGCGAACUGCAGAGAUACACGUCGACAAUCGCCACAUCGAUUUUGCCAGGAACAUAA
Molecule: messenger RNA, 297 nt
Organism: Neoarthrinium moseri
Lineage: Eukaryota; Fungi; Ascomycota; Sordariomycetes; Amphisphaeriales; Apiosporaceae
Exons: 1
Coding region: 1-297 (98 amino acids)
Source: RefSeq, a predicted model, not a curated record